CCCAAACUCCCAAUUUUUUUCAAAUCCGGAGUAUUCACAAAACCUUGAAUUUUCUCCAAAUCUAAGCCAAAUUCCUACAUCUACUGAAAUUCCCACGUCUGGAAAUAUCACCCGCAAUUUGUUCGGAGAUGUCCAACAAGCGAACAAAAAUCAGAAGAGCUCAAAAAAUGUGAGUUAGGGUGUGAAAGAAGAUAUAACACUUAUGUCUUCUUGGAUUUAUGCAAGCGAAGAUAGUGUGCGGGGUAAAAAUCAGGAGGGAGAUACAUUAUGGCUAAAUGUCCAUAAAUUGUAUCAUGAAUGCCAAACAGAAAAUCCAGAUGAAAUUAACAAAAGAAAUAUGGACUCUUUGAAGGGUCGAUAGAAACGACUUAACGGAAACGGCAACAAAUGGGUGGCUGCUUGCAGAGCUGCCAACGCCCGAAAGAGGAGCGGAAUGAGCGACCAGGAUGUUGAGAAGGAAGCUCAUAGCAUCUACAAAGGCGACGGAGGCAACGACUUUCAUGAUUUGGAUGGUAGCAACUCAAAGAGGACAAAGACUUUUGAAUCCGGCGAGUAUACUAUCCCUUCAAAUCCGGAAACUCCAACAUCUGGACAUUCAACUAGUUCUCGACCUAUAGGCAGAGACAAGGCAAAAAGAAAAGGAAAAGGCAAGGUAACACAAUCUGAUUCUAUUAAUGCACAAUGCGUUGCAGAUCUUCAUGCACUUAGGCUAGCUAAAGAUAAUGAGAACGAAAUAGCAAGGGCUCGACUGCAGCUAGAACGUGAAAAGCUGGAUAGGCCAUCUAUGAAGAUGUACCAAAAAAUGUUGCUUAAGUUGUUGGAGAAAGAGCACUUGUCCCCAGAAGAUCAAGACAUGAAACGCAACCUAACAGAGAUUCUGUUUGGAAAAUGAAUGCUUUUAGUUUGAGAUGAGUUUGGUGUGAGAAUAAGUUAUGUAAUAUUAGUUUGGUGUGAUCUUAGUUGUAGUAAUAUUUGUAUG
Molecule: messenger RNA, 979 nt
Organism: Salvia splendens (bonfire salvia)
Lineage: Eukaryota; Viridiplantae; Streptophyta; Magnoliopsida; Lamiales; Lamiaceae
Exons: 2
Coding region: 434-892 (152 amino acids)
Source: RefSeq, a predicted model, not a curated record